GCGUGUGGAUGUGUGUGCGUGUGCAUGCGUGUCUCUCUCUCUCUCUCUCUCUGGGAAUGUGAGUGCGCGGCAACACCAGAUUUCCUUUCCAUCCCAAGCUUGUCUGUCCUCUUCCAUAUCACUCACAACCUGCCAUCUGACAGCAACAAACCUGCAGUUUUCUCAGCAAAACACUCAGCAAUCCGCCAUAUAGAGAUCUACGCGAACGAGGCGGCGAGGAGGAAAGAGAGAGAGAGAGAGAGACGGGAGGGGGGGCCAAGGAAAGGAAAUAGCAACAACCCCCCCAGCCUACACCCCGAGCUGCUUGACAAAAACAAAACAAACUAUUGAUCCAUCUAUAUUUUUUUGAUAUUUAUUGAUCCACUUUAAAGGACAGUGGCGAGGGGGGUCCAGAGGGGCUUUGCAUCGGAUGUUCCUGGAUGUUCGCAUCAAAGCAAGUCUUGCAACAGUUCAAACAAAACAAGAGCCAGAGAGAAGGGGGAGGGAAGCAGCCUCCCCCCUCCACGACCCCAGCGUAGAUCUUAAAAAGAAUAAUAAGAAUAAGAAUAAGCCUAAUUAUAAUCCUAAGAAUCCGAACAGGUUGAUCUCUCUUUAGAGAAGUGCGAGGGAAGGGUGAUUCUUCUUGAGGGGGGGGAAAGCAGCUGAGGGAAAGGAAGAAGGGGAGGGGGGAAUUAGACAGGCGCGCAUACACACGCACACACGGAGGGAGAGAUAGAAAGAGGCAGAAAACAAGCCCCGCGAGCUGCCGAGCUUUCUCGGAUCUGGGAACAGAAGUGAAGAUUGGCGAAAGUACAGCGAUGCCAAGGAGGAAACAGCAGGCACCCAAGCGGGCAGCAGGUUAUGUCCAGGACGACGAUCUAAAAGAUGAAGAAGACAUAAAGGAGGAAGAAGAGGAUGACAACGAGAGUAACUCAACUGCUCAUCUUCCGGGCAGCAAUGAUCCAGGGACGGAUGAAGAGCAUGACAUUGGGCCCGAUCCAAAAGGCAGUUUUAGCUACCAGAAUUCUCCAGUAAGUCAUAUCUCCAACCAGGAUGCUGAAAAUGAAUCUCUCCUAAGUGAUGCUAGUGACCAGGUGGCUGACAUUAAAAGCGUUUGCUCCAGGGAGGUGCAGGACUCCAAAGCCCACAUCCACCCCAAGCUUCCAAGCGAAGCACACAGCUGCAUGGAUAAAAUGACAGCAGUCUAUGCCAACAUCCUUUCGGACUCUUAUUGGACAGGUUUAGGGCUAGGACUCAAGCUGUCAAAUUCUGAUAAGAGGGGAUGCGACAGCAGGAACGGAGCAAGCAAAAGUGACUUUGAUUGGCACCAGGAUGCCUUGACCAAAAGCUUACAACAGAGCUUACCUGCCAGGCCUGUCUCCAAACCAAACCUUUUCAGCUCAGUUCAGCUGUACAGACAAAGCAGCAAAAUGUGUGGGACUGUAUUCACAGGUGCAAGUAGGUUUCGAUGCAGGCAGUGCAGUGCUGCCUACGAUACCUUGGUAGAGCUCACCGUCCAUAUGAAUGAGAGUGGUCACUACCAAGAUGAUAACCAUAAGAAAGACAAGCACAGGCCUACCAGCUACUCCAAACCCCGAAAAAGGGCCUUUCAGGACAUGGAUAAAGAAGAUGCCCAGAAAGUUUUGAAAUGUAUGUUCUGUGGUGACUCCUUCGACUCCCUUCAAGAUCUAAGUGUUCAUAUGAUAAAAACAAAACACUACCAAAAAGUGCCUUUGAAGGAACCAGUACCUACCAUUUCUUCCAAAAUGGUUACUCCAGCCAAGAAGCGCGUGUUUGACAUCAACAGGCCUUGCUCUCCAGACUCCACCACCGGGUCAUUCGCCGACACGUUUACCUCCCAGAAAAACGCAAGUCUGCAGCUCUCAUCAAACAAUCGCUACGGCUACCAGAAUGGCGCCAGCUACACCUGGCAGUUUGAAGCAUGCAAAUCCCAGAUCCUCAAGUGCAUGGAGUGCGGAAGCUCCCAUGACACCUUGCAGCAACUCACCACUCACAUGAUGGUCACGGGUCAUUUUUUGAAAGUCACAAGCUCGGCUUCCAAGAAAGGAAAACAACUUGUUUUGGACCCAUUAGCUGUAGAGAAAAUGCAGUCGCUUUCUGAGGCACCAGCCAGUGAUAGCCCACAUUCCAAACCCUCCAGCAAUGCAUCAACAGAUUCUACAGCUCCUCAAUCCGAGCUAAAGAAAGAAACUAAGCAAAAUAAAUCAGAGGAGGUCAAUAAAGACGAGAAAGUGGUAAAGAGUGAAGAUUAUGAAGAUACUCUUCCAAAACCAUUGGACCCUACAAUGAAAUAUCAAUACCUUAGAGAGGAAGAUUUGGAAGACGCCUCAAAAGGUGGUGGAGACAUUUUGAAGUCUUUGGAAAACACUGUCACGACAGCCAUCAAUAAAGCUCAAAAUGGAGCCCCCAGCUGGAGUGCAUAUCCGAGUAUCCAUGCAGCCUAUCAACUCUCAGAAGGUGCCAAGCCUUCCUUACCAGUGGGGUCACAGGUUCUACAAGUUAGGCCAACAGUUAGUAAUAAGUUGAGGCCUAUUGCUCCAAAGUGGAAAGUUAUGCCCCUGGUUCCUAUCUCAGCUAACGUGGCCCAAUGUACUCAAGUGAAGAAGGAAGGGGACGCCAAAAAGGAAGUACAAAAGGACUGCCUCAAAGAGGGCAGCAAAACUGAUGCUGUCCCUACUUGUCAAAGUGAAAGUGAAUCCCCUCCUAAGGCCGAGGUGUGCAUAGACAUAAACAAAUCAGAGCUGAGCCCAUUGAAAGAGGAAAGCAAGGCAAAGGAAGAUGAGGAAAAAGAAAAAACAAAACUAAAGGAGUCUGUGUCAACAUCUCUCAGCAAUGGAUGUGCUGCUGUUUCUAACCAUGCUUCAGAGCUGCCUUCUUUAAAUCCCCUGAGCGCCUUGCAAUCUGUGCUCAAUAAUCACUUGGGCAAAGCGAAUGAACCUCUGAGACCACAGUCAAAUUCCAGUCCCAGCACGAGUUCUGUUUCUAUUUUUCACAAAACCAAUUUAAACAUGAUGGAGAAGCCCGUUUUAUCUCCUGCUCCGACGCCUCCGAAACCUGCAAGCGUUACAUCCAGGCGUUUUGUGUUCGAAAACAAUGAUCAGCCAAUAGAUCUGACCAAAUCUAAGAGCAAGAAAGGGGAAUCAAUUCAAGCACAAUCUUGUACUUCCCCACCUCAGAAACAUGCAUUGUCUGACAUUGCAGACAUGGUCAAAGUUCUUCCCAAAGCUACAACACCAAAACCUGCUGUUUCCUCCAGAGUCCCAUCGAUGAAACUGGAAAUGGAUGUUCGGCGUUUUGAAGACGUCUCCACAGAAGUCUCCACCCUGCACAAAAGAAAGGGAAGGCAAUCCAACUGGAAUCCUCAGCAUCUCCUUAUUUUGCAAGCUCAGUUUGCUUCCAGUCUCUUCCAAACAUCCGAAGGCAAAUAUUUAUUGUCAGACCUGGGCCCUCAAGAACGUAUGCAGAUCUCCAAGUUUACUGGACUGUCCAUGACCACCAUCAGCCAUUGGUUGGCCAACGUCAAGUACCAACUCAGAAAAACUGGAGGGACAAAGUUUUUGAAAAACAUGGAUAAAGGUCACCCCAUCUUUUAUUGCAGUGACUGUGCAUCUCAGUUUAGAACCCCAUCUACAUACAUCAGCCAUUUAGAAUCCCAUCUAGGUUUCCAAAUGAAAGACAUGAACAAGUUGGCUGUGGAGCAGCAAACCAAGGUAGAACAAGAAAUCUCCAGAAUUUCAAUUCAAAGGUCUCCUGAAACAAUAGCUGGAGAAGAGGACACAGACUCUAAGUUUAAAUGUAAGUUGUGCUCUCGGACAUUUGUGAGCAAACAUGCAGUAAAACUUCACCUAAGCAAAACACACAGCAAGUCACCAGAACAUCAUUCACAGUUUGUAGCAGAAGUGGAUGAAGAAUAAUUCUUGAGGUAUGCAUGCCUUAACUGAAAAAUUUGUUUCAAUGCUAUGUUUAUCAAAGAAGGGCUCUUAAAGCACUUCUGCUUUCUUAAAUCUACUUAUGUUCAAGGGUGUCAGUUUCUUUCUAGGCACUGGCUCCUCUGUCUGUAACUGCCACAUGAGAACAAUUAGCAAGCAGAACUGCUCCCAUUGCUCUGCUUCUAUGAUGGGUCAAAGCUGUGUUUUCUUCCAUUUUGUUCCUCCAUGCUGCUGUUAAAGGCACAGGAACCUCUGCCGAAAAAACAUAUUUGGCAGCCUUACUUGCUGUUGACACCAUGUUCCAAUUAGCUAACCAACCCAUUAACCUUGCAUUUAGAAAGAAAGCAUGCUGAACAUUUCACUCUAAUGACUUCUCUUAAAACUGCAUUUGCUUGCAAUAUUUUAAGCCUCUGUGUCACUCUUCUGUCCCUCAUCUGAGCGUAACAGCAGAAGUCACAGGAAAUUGGAUGGCGUUGCCAUGUGUUUCAGUGUCCUGUUUCAGAUACGGGAUUCCUCUGCUUGAUCAUAAUUUUCUUACAGUUUCAAUGACUUAAAUGUUUGUUGCUUCUGCCUUUAUUGCCUCCCUGGAUAAUUCAUUAGGUCUCUCUUUAAGAACAUUGUCCAUAUCCUAUAGGCCAAGAGAAACUCCAUGCUAUUCUACUUUGUUUGGAUAUAAUGCUACAAGGAAGGGCCACAAUCAAAUAGUUAAAAAUGUGUCUUCUUCAUUCUAUUGUCAUUUCCUUCUAAAAUGCCUCGGGAUGAAACUAGACAUUAAGCUGAAUGCAUAUUACUGAGCCCGUUUUCCCUCCAGCAUCAGGAUUUCUUCAGAUACCUGCCUCAGCAAUCAGACUUUCAAAUUAAUCCUGUGCUUUACCCUCCAAUGACCUAUCAAGAAACAAAGCAAACUAAAUUAAGUGACAAUUGGAUAUCUUUUACCAAGUGAUGGAACACCUCUUCUGAAAAUGUGCAAAGCAUGUUACUUAUUGUGAGAUAAUAAAGUCAAAGUAUGUGGACAAACUGGGUGGACUGUGGAGAGCUACUGCCACUCCCACCUACCUAUAUGGAUUAUACUGUACCUUUAGCACAUUUUUAUAUGAUGUGCUUCCUCAAAUAGGGGUUGGUUUGUCAUAGCUUAUUAUUAUCUUCAUCUGUGCAUCUGACAUUUAUUAUGCUUUGCUUAUGACUUGCCACUGGAAAGUAAACAUGAGUUUAUUUGCGAGCCGUGAUCCACGAGGCAAGAAGUUCUGAGGAAGCCCCGUUGUGGGAGGGGAAAUGAAUUAACUGUAGGGAAUGCAUGUGUCUGAACUUCUAGUUUGACCUUCAGAGAAGAUUAGCCUUCCCCAACAAUAGCUUUGCCCAUAUGCCAAUAUGGUAAGGGACCAUGGGAAUUUUAGUCAAAAACAUCUGAAGGGACUGUAGUUCGCAGUAGACUCUCCUCAGUUAGAUGGGUCAAGGGUAUCAUAAAUAAAGCAUUCAUAGGACACCAGCUAGGAGGGAAAACUAUAUCUUUGAAAGCAAAUUCUUUGUAAAUGUACUCUAAAAGACUGUGAAGAUACAAAAACUUAUCCACAGUCGAACAUCAAAGCAGGGGGGAGAGAACCUGUUCCAAUUUGAAGAGAUAACAGCAGGCAGAAAAGAUGGGAUGCCCUAAAAUCUAUUCCAGAUAUUCCGAAGAACAGAAGGGAAGCUUCUGUUUUUUACUGCUUCUCUGUGUCUUAAAUAGUUUAACGUACCAUGAAACAAUCAAAAUAAAGCAGUAAAAUAUUGUAAUCAAUAACAAACAAAAACAGCUUUCAAUUUCAUUCUCAGGAUAUUAUCCUCAGAAGAGAGGCAUAUAUUUCCCUCUUUCUCUGCGCAAGAUGAGGAAGCUCAGUACAGGUCCUUUCCUACCAUUUCUUUGAAACGUCGAAAAUGGCUUUGUGUAGGAUUCAGUGUCCAACCUUACCCGACUCUUGAGUCUUUGGCCUAUCUAACCCAAGUGCCAAUUGAAGGCUGAAGCCAGGGAGUGGAUCCAACAAGAUACACUCAGCCAAUUCAUCAUUGAGCAGUUGAUUCAAUGGUCUACUCUAGCUGGAACUAGGAAAUCUAGAAAGAUGGGACAUGCAGCUGGUAUUCUGGGGCUGGGGAACAUGUGGCCCCCAGAUUUUAGUUGUAUGACAACUCCUAUCAUCCUUAGCUCUUGCCCAUACUCACUGCAGAAGCUGAAGAACAAGAAUAUCUGGAAGACCAAAGGUUCUAAUCCUGCCUGUAUAAUUGUACCUGAAGGAGUUGUGGCCUCUCCUGCCUAUUCCAUGGCUGUUUAGUCUUUGUCACCUAUGUUCCUCUUCACAUUUGAGACUGAGAGAAAGCAAAGAAAAUUCUGUCUGAUGUUUUUCACUGGCUGUGACUUGGAUAUUCAUAAUUUUCAGCAUCUGAAUUCUCUAUAUCCAGAAGGCAAUUGAAACUGUUGAGUAAACCAAAGUCUCUAUACAAUACACUGAAAGCCUGUAUUCCAAAUACAUUGGUUAUUUAGUGAUUAUUCUAGACAAACA
This is a messenger RNA of Pogona vitticeps (central bearded dragon), 6460 nucleotides long. RefSeq names its product teashirt zinc finger homeobox 2 (gene TSHZ2). Lineage: Eukaryota; Metazoa; Chordata; Lepidosauria; Squamata; Agamidae. The record is from RefSeq and is a predicted model, not a curated record. Gene Ontology annotation, cellular component: nucleus. Gene Ontology annotation, biological process: regulation of transcription by RNA polymerase II. Gene Ontology annotation, molecular function: DNA binding; DNA-binding transcription factor activity, RNA polymerase II-specific.